CCGAUAGCACUCGAAGGCGACAAAACAACCGUCAAAAGUAAGUUAACGUUAGCUGUCACGGCUAGACACUAGCUUCAGCUCGGAUACAAGAAACAGCGUCAGUGUCGUUCAAAGAAAUAUAUCACAAUGUCAGCAAUCGGUCCAGAAGGUUCUGGCACAGCGUCAGGGAACAAGCGCUUGCAGCAGACCCAGGCCCAGGUGGAUGAGGUGGUGGAUAUUAUGCGUGUUAAUGUGGACAAAGUGCUGGAACGUGACCAGAAGCUUUCUGAACUGGACGACAGAGCUGAUGCACUGCAGGCUGGAGCCUCGCAGUUCGAGACCAGUGCUGCUAAGCUGAAAAGGAAAUACUGGUGGAAGAACUGCAAGAUGUGGGCCAUCCUGAUAGCUGUCAUUGUGAUCAUCAUCAUCAUCAUUAUUAUUUGGAACUACUCCUAAAGCCACAACAACAGGCGGAGGAGUGGAGGAAACAAUGAAGAAGAAGAGAGGAGCAACAUACAUAAUUAAGUCUCAGAGGAAGACAAUGACGCGUGAUAACUGGCUACUGAGCUCCACAACAUUUUUCUCCCCGCAUGGAGUCUUCAUCCUAUGACCCGGUUUGCCGUGUGGACACACACACACGCCUGAGUAAAGGAUUGUCAUAAUAAUAGAAUUUUACCCUGCAUUCUACCAUAACAAAUAUCUUUAAACUUAUAUUAGUCAAUUGCCAAAGAAAACAGAAACAUGCAUUCAGAAACAGGUUGAUAAUUGAACUCAACCAAAACCUAUUUGGUGAAAUUAAGUGAAUUAUUUCAUAAUUUAUGACAAAUUAUAUAUACCCACGCCCUCACACUCACUUUCUACAACCUCAGAACUAGAAGUGAAGAAUGUUGUUUACUCUCCACAACUUGUAUUUACUAGCCUUUGAUUUUGUGUGCCACGCUAUGAGUGCCUUUCAGUAUAUGCUGUAAUUGUACCCCUGCAUAUCAUUGAAGAGAUCCACUUUUCUAAUGCAUACACAUUUGUACUUCUCAGAUGCCAAUAUUUACAUAUUUCUUCUCAUAAGAAGAAAAUGUAGUUUGAUGAACUAUGGUAGUGGCCAUUUGGUUGGCCUCUGGCAUUUCACCUUUCUUGUACCUCUCCCCCCAACAAUUUCACUCUUGCUACUGGUCUCCCUCAGGUCCUCAGCAAUACACCUGCCGUGACAAAGUUGUAUCUCCUUGGAAUACUGGGGAAUGCAACUUCAAGGAAUACACAUAAUUUGGCUGCAAAAGCUCAUUCAAGCAUAUACUGAGAGCAAACUUUACCCAGCAUGCAUUUCGGCAGCGUAACAGAUAAUAGGAGUUUGUCUCAAUACACUACACAGUGUUUACUAACGCACUCAGAGUGGCCCUAGAUCUCCAAAGCUCACAAUCGACCUUGCAAGGCCUAGAAAAAACACCAGCCAUGUGUGAAGUUGAUGGGGUGAACGGUGAAAGGUUACACAUACUUUCAUGCAUACUGACCUAGACUGCUUCUAUUUUAGUUAGAUUAAUGUUGGCUGGUAAGAUCUGGUGCCUUUUAUACAAAAUUGUUCUGUUCUAAUUAAUUUCUUUGUCUAAUAUGUUUUAUUUUGGAUUGAAUAAAGAGAGACUUCAUAGGUCACCUCAAAACCAAUAGGUUAACCAUUACCACAUUUUUGAACCACCUGAUCACACCUGUCCUUUUCUGUCUGCCUUCCUUGCAGGAUUUGAUUAUGAAAAGUGGCUAGUUAAGGUUAAAGUUAAGACCUACAGCUGCACAGCUAGGCAAAGUUAGAUAAACUGUUUGAAAAACUGCCAGAUGGGGUUAAAAGGGGCCAAUCAUCAGGUGCACUCAAUAAUAUGCCAGAAAGUCUUCUCAAUAUAUCCAAACCUGAAAAUAAAAUGUAGUGUAGUUAGACCGGUGCCUUUUAUAGGGUUAUUUAUCGUACAAACCAGCCAGUCUUCUGAACAGUUCAAUUUCUGUUCAUAUUUAGCUGAGCUUAUUAACCUUAAAUUAUUUGGUUACAUCACAUUGGCAUUUAUCCCAGCUGAUCAAAACAAAGUACUUAAUGUGUGAUAUUUUAUUUUUAAUAUUCUAACAAGUUUUGUUUUUAGUAGUUUGUCCCACUGCUGCUUGAGCGUAGAGAAAGCCUUUGUUGGGUGUCUGACAAUGUUACAUAACACACUGGAUGACUUUUGUCUCCAUCCAAUUGAAAUAAAUGUAUUGUAAGGACGUGAAACUAUUUGGAAUUAAUUUGUACAUGAAUUAACUUUGCCUGGAUUUUCAUUGAUGAAAACUGUUGAUGUUGCUUUCUUCAGUUGUUUUUUGGAAAUUGGCCUUUUGUGUGUGUGUGUGUAUGAAACUGAUAAAUACAAUGAUCCCUAUACACACCUUUAGGCAUAUGAGUAUAGCUAAACUGUAGCCAUUGAGGAAAUCAACAUUACAAAGAACACAUUUUUUAUCACAAUUGUGUGGAUUGUCAUCAUUCUCUCAUGUCUACUUCAAAAAGACCCAGUACGUAGACCCGUUGAGUGUGUGCUGAGCUAGUAUUAAGAAAUAAGUGCCCUAAAUGCCUUUUGCUUGAAUAAAACAAAUGUGAUUUAAUUCACAAAGCCUC
Molecule: messenger RNA, 2596 nt
Organism: Gasterosteus aculeatus aculeatus (three-spined stickleback)
Lineage: Eukaryota; Metazoa; Chordata; Actinopteri; Perciformes; Gasterosteidae
Gene: vamp3
Product: vesicle-associated membrane protein 3 (cellubrevin)
Biological process (GO): vesicle-mediated transport
Cellular component (GO): membrane
Source: RefSeq, a predicted model, not a curated record